Messenger RNA from Plasmodium fragile, 1851 nucleotides. Its product is annotated as thioredoxin reductase. Gene Ontology annotation, cellular component: cytosol; mitochondrion. Gene Ontology annotation, biological process: cell redox homeostasis; cellular response to oxidative stress; glutathione metabolic process. Lineage: Eukaryota; Apicomplexa; Aconoidasida; Haemosporida; Plasmodiidae. The coding region runs from base 1 to 1851 and encodes 616 amino acids. The transcript has a single exon. Gene Ontology annotation, molecular function: flavin adenine dinucleotide binding; glutathione-disulfide reductase (NADPH) activity; thioredoxin-disulfide reductase (NADPH) activity. The record is from RefSeq and is a predicted model, not a curated record.
AUGAGCAAGGCGCUUGGCAUCCUGGCUGUGUCGUCCAUCAAGCUAGAAGCAUCGCAGCAUCUCUUCGUCAGAGAGGUGCGACUUUUUGUGCAUAGCAGUGGACUCCCCCGAGAAAGUAUCACCUCCCCCUGGAGGACCAUCCCACCAUUGAGGCAUCCAGCAACCUCCCCCAAUUGGCAUAUUGAGUCCCCCCAGAGGAGCAACUUGACCAAAAUUUUUUUUAAAAGAACCAUGAGUAGUGCAAACAGCGAGAAAAAAAAUGACGGACAUGUACAGGCGGAGGGGCAAGAAGCGCACUCCAAGGAAAGUAAGCAUUACAAACCUAAAUCGGAGUGCGAUUAUGACUAUGACUAUGUGGUGAUUGGGGGAGGCCCCGGCGGAAUGGCGUCCGCGAAGGAAGCAGCGGCACACGGAGCGAAGGUACUCCUGUUUGAUUAUGUGAAGCCAAGUAGUAAAGGAACCAAGUGGGGAAUAGGAGGCACAUGUGUGAAUGUAGGCUGCGUUCCAAAGAAGCUGAUGCACUAUGCAGGUAAUAUGGGUAGCCUUUUCAAGCUGGACUCUGUUUCAUAUGGUUGGUCUUAUAACGAUUUAAAGCACAGUUGGGGGAAGCUAGUUACCACGGUUCAAUCACACAUACGUUCUCUUAAUUUUAGUUACAUGACUGGACUGAGAUCAUCCAAGGUGAAGUACAUCAAUGGGUUAGCGACCCUGAAGGAUAAACAUACAGUUUCGUAUUAUUUAAAAGGAGAUAUGUCUAAGGAAGAGUCCGUCACGGCCAAGUAUAUCCUCAUCGCUACUGGGUGCAGACCACAUAUCCCAAACGAUGUAGAAGGUGCAAAGGAGUGUAGCAUAACGUCAGAUGAUAUUUUUUCAAUGAAGAAGGAACCAGGAAAAACACUUGUCGUGGGAGCAUCUUAUGUUGCUUUGGAGUGUGCAGGGUUCUUGAACUCGUUGGGUUAUGACGUUACCGUUGCGGUGAGGUCCAUUGUUUUACGCGGGUUUGAUUCGCAGUGCGCGCUUAAGGUGAAGAAUUACAUGGAGGAGCAAGGGGUUCUUUUUAAAAAUGGAAUUCUACCAAAGAAAUUGUGUAAAGUGGAGCAGGAAAAAAUAAAUGUUCUCUUCAGUGAUGGCACCACUGACUUGUUCGAUACUGUUCUCUACGCGACAGGAAGGAAAGGAGAUAUAGACAUGUUAAAUCUGGACCAGGUGAAAAUUCAAGUUAAUAAAAAUAUGAACAAAAUUAUUACCAAUGAAGUUAGCUGUACCAAUAUUUCAAACAUCUUUGCUGUUGGAGAUGUCGCUGUAGACGUUCCUGAAUUAGCUCCUGUAGCUAUAAAGGCGGGAGAAAUUCUAGCCAGGAGAUUAUUUAACCAGUCGCAAGAAAUCAUGGAUUACACAUUCAUACCUACUUCCAUUUACACACCCAUUGAAUAUGGAGCUUGUGGGUAUUCAGAAGAAAAGGCAUACGAGAUAUUUGGCACAUCAAAUGUGGAAGUGUUUCUUCAAGAAUUUAAUAACUUGGAAAUAUCUGCUGUGCAUAGGGAGAAACAUGUUCGAGCGCAGAAGGAUCCAUAUGACACAGAUGUGAGUAGCACCUGUUUGUCCAAACUGGUGUGCUUAAAGAAUGAAGACAAUCGGGUUGUUGGCUUUCAUUACGUGGGUCCUAAUGCAGGGGAAAUUACGCAGGGGAUGGCUCUCGCUCUGAGGCUGAAGGCUAAGAAGAGCGAUUUUGAUAAUUGCAUCGGGAUACACCCCACAGAUGCGGAGUCGUUCAUGAGCCUCACCGUCACGCGCUCCUCCGGGCUUUCCUUUGCUGCCAAGGGCGGGUGCGGCGGCGGAAAGUGCGGCUAA